AUGCCUGUGAAGCUAACCUUCAUUUGUGUUAUACACUCGGUUAGCGAAAAAGAUUCUCUCGAUUACGUAAUAAGAGAAGCAAUUAGUAUAAUCAGAAGAGAAGAUAAUGAAAGUUUGGAUGUUAGAAUAACAGCUUUUUUUCCGAAAAGUUCUUCGAUACCCAAAUGGGUUCCUAUAUUCGUACCUGAAAAUAUAUUAAGAUUUACAGAAAAAGAAGAUAUUUACCGAUUUGCAACUGAACCAGUUCAAAGCGAUAACGAACUAUUCAAAAGUAUUAAGAUACUCGUUACCGAAUUCAUCAAAGGUGGAAGCUCAGGAAAAAAAUUCCUCAUCAAGUGCAGAUACCUCAAGUCAGAUGAAAGAAUUGACAAAAAACUUCGAAUAUGGAAUCAUUGCCAACCUCACCUAAUACUUCACCUUCCUUUCGCUAUUCCUGACCAACAAAUGAACGAACUGGAAGAAUAUCAGCCCAAGCAAUGGCCAACGCGUCAACUACCCAAAUCGCUAACGAAAGCUUGA
Molecule: messenger RNA, 519 nt
Organism: Funneliformis caledonium
Lineage: Eukaryota; Fungi; Glomeromycota; Glomeromycetes; Glomerales; Glomeraceae
Source: the annotation of a GenBank genome assembly